Ricinus communis (castor bean) is the source of this 2932-nucleotide messenger RNA. Its product is annotated as boron transporter 4. The record is from RefSeq and is a predicted model, not a curated record. NCBI's taxonomy places the organism in Eukaryota, Viridiplantae, Streptophyta, Magnoliopsida, Malpighiales, Euphorbiaceae. Gene Ontology annotation, molecular function: solute:inorganic anion antiporter activity. Bases 245 to 2257 code for a protein of 670 amino acids. The transcript is spliced from 14 exons. Gene Ontology annotation, biological process: monoatomic ion homeostasis; transmembrane transport; monoatomic anion transport. Gene Ontology annotation, cellular component: plasma membrane.
UACAUAUCCAUGACUUAUCUUGAUUGAUGUCUGUCAAAGAUUUUAGGCCAAAGUUCUUGUUAGUGUUGUUUGCUUUUCUGGGUUUUCAAAACAUGAAUGAGAAAAUAAGAUUCUGAAAGUUGUAUUUGUUUUCUUUUCCUUCAUUUUCUUUGGGACCAAACGAAGAACUUCUUAGAAAUAAGUAUAUGUGUGAUGGUUGUUCUUCGCGAAGACUAUAUAUAUUUAUGCAUUCCUUUGAACAGAGAUGGAGCAUAUCAAAACUCCAUUCAAAGGUAUCAUAAAAGAUGUUAAAGGAAGAACGCCUUGUUAUGAACAAGAUUGGACUGGUGGCAUCCGUUCAGGAUUCGGAAUAUUAGCACCCACUACCUAUAUUUUCUUUGCUUCUGCUCUUCCUGUUAUUGCCUUCGGGGAGCAACUUAGUAGAGACACAGAUGGAAGCUUGAGCACAGUAGAAACAUUGGCUUCUACUGCUUUAUGCGGUAUCAUACACUCGAUUCUUGGUGGGCAACCUCUUAUGAUAUUAGGAGUUGCUGAACCAACUGUUAUUAUGUAUACUUAUUUGUACAACUUUGCUAAAGGAAGAGAAGAUUUGGGGCAGAAGCUCUUCUUGGCUUGGGCUGGAUGGGUAUGCGUCUGGACAGCCCUUCUGCUACUGCUUCUUGCAGUAUUCAAUGCCUGCACCAUAAUCAACAGGUUUACAAGGGUUGCAGGCGAACUUUUUGGCAUGUUGAUUGCUGUUCUAUUCAUUCAACAGGCUAUUAAGGGAAUGGUGAACGAGUUCGAGAUUCCAAAAACUGAAGACGCAAAGCUAGAGAAGUAUCAAUUCCAAUGGCUUUACAUAAAUGGAUUAUUGGGUAUAAUUUUCACCUUUGGCCUUCUUUACACCGGAUUAAAAAGCAGAAAGGCGAGAUCAUGGUGGUAUGGCACAGGGUGGUUUAGAAGUUUCAUUGCGGACUACGGGGUUCCACUAAUGGUUGUGGUGUGGACAGCACUUUCAUUUAGCAUACCGAGCAAAGUUCCUUCUGGAGUUCCUAGAAGACUCUUUAGUCCUCUUCCUUGGGAGUCUGCAUCCCUGGGCCAUUGGACUGUAAUCAAGGAUAUGGGAAAUGUUCCUACAGCAUACAUCUUUGCUGCCAUAAUUCCUGCUGUGAUGAUAGCAGGACUCUACUUUUUCGACCAUAGCGUUGCAUCGCAACUGGCGCAACAGAAGGAGUUCAAUCUUAAAAACCCUUCUGCAUAUCAUUAUGACAUCCUGUUGCUGGGAUUCAUGACUUUGCUUUGUGGAUUAAUUGGACUACCUCCUUCUAAUGGAGUCCUACCUCAGUCUCCAAUGCACACAAAGAGCCUCGCUGUCCUCAAAAGACAGUUGAUCAGGAGGAAGAUGGUGGAGAGUGCUAAAGAAAGCAUCAAGCAGAAAGCUAGCAACACCGAAAUAUAUGGCAAGAUGCAAGCUAUUUUCAUAGAAAUAGAUAGCAGUCCUGUUACUACAGUAGCUAAAGAGCUAAAAGACUUAAAGGAGGCAAUCAUGAAAGGGGAAAACAAUGGAGAAAAUCCAAAAGACACAUUUGAUCCUGAGAAGCAUAUCGAUGCUUACUUGCCUGUCAGAGUUAAUGAGCAGAGAGUGAGCAAUUUGCUGCAGUCACUACUCGUGGCAGCAUCAGUAUGUGCGAUGCCUGCAAUAAAGCUGAUACCUACAUCAGUCCUUUGGGGCUAUUUCGCAUACAUGGCCAUUGACAGUCUUCCUGGAAACCAGUUCUGGGAAAGAAUUCUACUCCUCUUCAUCACGCCUAGCAGGCGCUACAAGGUGCUGGAGGCCGUUCAUGCUUCUUUCGUGGAGUUAGUUCCAUUCAAGCAGAUUGCUAUGUUUACGAUCUUCCAAUUAGUGUACUUCUUGGUAUGUUUUGGUGUGACAUGGAUUCCGAUAGCUGGAAUUCUGUUCCCGUUGCCAUUCUUUGUUCUGAUUGGUGUAAGGCAGUACAUGCUUCCCAAGUUGUUUAGUCCACAUCAUCUUCGAGAACUAGAUGCAGCCGAGUAUGAGGAGAUCACCGGCGCCCGGCGGCUAGCUCCGAGCCUCUCCUUCAGGGAAAAAGAAGGAGGUGGUCUGGGAAAUGAGGAAGGGAAGGUGGAAGUGUGUGAUGCUGAGAUGUUAGAUGAGCUAACUACCAGCAGAGGGGAAUUCAAAGUUAGAACUGUAAGCUUCCACGAAGAGAAUCGCGGUCAGGUGUAUCCUGAGGAAAUUGUCGAGCAAGAUGAUUAGAUGAAUUGGGUUUGGCAAUUGGCAUGGACUUGUAAAGAAUGAGUCAUUUUGUACAGAAUCAUUUUGUGCUGUUUACAAUUUGUAGAUUGCGAAAUAGCACUAAAGAAGAAGUAGAGAAUUUCUAGCGUUCAUCAUAUCAUUGCUAAAUAAGCAACACUCUCUCGUUUCAUAUCAUAUUUGAUGGGUUUGGAUUGAACUUGAGCUCACAAAAAGAGAACAGCCACACAUGGAAAAUGCAAUCACCACAGUUAAAAAGAAAGAAAAGUGCAACCACCAGACGAAGAUCUUCGCUGUAUCAUGUAUGGACUACAAUCUUCUCCUUCACUUGGCUAACUCUGCUGAUUUCAUGGUGUGCUUAGACAGACACAUACAAUUAUAAACCGACAAAAUUACUAGCAACUGGUAGUGAGAGUGCAGCAAGCCAGCAAUUCACUUGUUAUCUGGUUGAUACAAAAACAAAAAGACUCUUUAUAUUUGAGGUCACAUAUUCUGCUUAGCAGUGUACAAAAUACUGCUAUGGUCUAAAGCUUUUUCUCUUGAUUCUACAGUAUGCGACAAUUUAGUCCUUGAGAUAAAUUGUUUCUGUGAGCUUCACCAGGCCCUAAUAUUUUUGGUGUUAUUUGUAUGCACAAUUAUGGGCAAUCUAGCACUAGUAAAAUCUGUCAUUGAUGAGUU